Cyclopterus lumpus (lumpfish) is the source of this 8951-nucleotide messenger RNA. It is a transcript of the gene epg5, whose product is annotated as ectopic P-granules autophagy protein 5 homolog (C. elegans). Gene Ontology annotation, biological process: autophagosome maturation. Lineage: Eukaryota; Metazoa; Chordata; Actinopteri; Perciformes; Cyclopteridae. The coding region runs from base 587 to 8296 and encodes 2569 amino acids. Gene Ontology annotation, cellular component: cytoplasm. The transcript is spliced from 45 exons. The record is from RefSeq and is a predicted model, not a curated record.
GUUGUCACGUGACUGCGAUUGCGAAAUUCCUGUAACAAACAAAACAAAAAUGACAGCUGACCAGCAGACGUGUUAACGUCUUAUUUUGAUCACGUGAGCAACACAACCGAAAACAUAGAGCGGCUGGUAAAUAAAUGACUUAAUAACGAACUGAAAGCUUUGGCGUUAGCCGAGUUGAGCCUUUGCAACGCGUCUUCAGUUGUGUACGUUAGCGACGUGGAGUUUAAUCAGCAGGGACUGGUUUCGUUUUUACGAACAUGUUUUCUCUAGAUAUUGUGUCUACGCUAACAUACAUGCUAGCCGUUGCCUUGCUAUCCUCCGACAGGGACGUUUCUCCACGCAGUUCUUUGUUUACAGCCCGUGGCAAGUGUUUAUCUCGUCAACACAGCCAGCCACUCGCUGCUUAUCACACGAUAGACCUCGCUUUCUAAUCCAGCUACCGCUUGCUGUUUGUGUGCGUCUAGUUUACACGUGAGGACUGUUUGAUGUCAGUCGAUCCGCAUCGUUUCCAUCCGGAGACAUCUCAGUCAGCUGCAUGUCGAGGGUCUCGGUAGGUGGAACAAGUUGAAGAGAGCAGACAUUAAAGAUGGAGGCUGCGAGACCAAAGAAGACCAAAGCAAAAACCAGCGGAAAAUCUCAGCUGGUUAGGAAGCCGAAGCAGGCAGAGGAAGACAAAAGAGCCACAGCUCCCUCCGCUGUGUCUGAUGAGGCCUCCACCUCUGGCUUCACCGACAUCCCCCUUAGUCUGCCAUAUCAUGAGCAUCCCUCUGAGACCACAACACAGCCUUCAGUUCUUCCCUGUGAGACACAGCAGACUUCCUCAUCACAUACUUUAUCCACGUCAGUGUUAACUGAGACUUUACUGUCACCUCAGACAUCACAGGAUACAGUGCCUCUAUCAGAGUCAAAAGACGAGGAAGAGGAGGACGGAGAGGUGGCAGCUCAUGGGGCUGAGCUUAAAGUUACAGCACAGACCACUGAGUUUGAAAAAGAUACACAGUCUUGGAAUCAGCUGUGGGUUUCAACUCAGUUUCAGAUCUCAAAUUCCCCAAGUGCCCCUGCACUGUACCCCUCUCUCCCAACACUGGAGGAGGGCUCUGUGAUACAGCUCUGCGAGGAAGCUGUGAAAAAUAGGGGAAAGGGACCUGCAGUGUUGGCGCUUCCUGAGCAGGAAUCUUCCCCCCCAAGUUUGCAACCUGUGGAUUCUGUAGCAGAACUUUCUAGAAGCAAACUCUACCCAGAAUUACCCAAGACGGCUCCAGAAAUUCAGCCGUUCUCGCUGGAGGAGCUGAGUGCUUUGGAGCCCGGUGGAGGUUUGCGAGCUUUGUUAGAGGGUGUUGAAGUGUGUGCUGCCCAGUUCUGUGCUCUAGCCCGACAGGAGAACCACGAACUGACCGAACUUCUGCAGAAUUACUGGCGCUGUCGUCGACAGCUGACCCAAUCUCACACACUGCUACAUACACAGUCCUCCGACUGCAAGAGCACACAGAAUCGACUCUGGAGCUUCAGAGAUGAACAGCUUACUCUUCAGGGUGUGUGUGCAGAUCAGUCUAAGGUCUGUCGGUACCACCGCUUCCAGCAGGCAGAGUUCAGUCAGAGUGUGCUGGCGGAGCUGAGGAGACUGUUUGAAGCUCGCAGUGAACUGCUCCAUCAGAAGGUGGCGCUGCAUGCGUACACUGCUCUGCUGUCACGCCUCCAGGUGGAAUCAUACUUGUAUCGUCUACUGAAAGCAGAUUGUUCUAGCAGCGCCUUGAAAGAGGCCAUCAGUGUCCUGUUUAGCUUCACACGUAGAGUCCUGGAUGACACACAGUUCCAGACAGACAUCCAUCACUGGCUGGAGAGAUUGGUGGCAGUCCUGCUGCAUGUGGGAGGGUCAGGAGAGCACCUGUACCUGCUGUGUCAUCUUCUAUGCUGUCCUGCUGGGGUUGGAAAGUGGGCUGCAUCCUUCCUUCAGAUUCAGGUUUGGGGGAACACCUGUGGAGUGCUGCCCUUUAUGCAAGCUCUGGCCGUCUUAAUGUCGCCUUCAGGACACCGUGCAGAGUUUCUGGGUCAUCUGAAGCCAUGUGAGAGCCAGAGCUCAGCAGCUUCCGGACCUGAGUCUGGGAACUGGACACUAGUUGAUGAAGCGGGAGAGGAGGAUGAGGACCCAGAUAGCAGCUGGUUGCUGCUCUGUGAGGAGGAUCUGAUCUCCCUGCUGACCCAGUUUCCCUUCCAGCAGCUCUAUGCACACAUGCUGGGGAUGAGCAAGCAGGGUGUGUAUCAACCCAAGGCCUGUUCCAGUCAGAAGAUGAUGCGUGUUUUUGCUUUUGCCUCCUCACUCAUUGAGAUUCUGUCUCUUGGUCUUCAAACCUACAACAGAGCACGAUACAGACAGCUAGUUAAACGAAUAGGACACAUCAUACGAAUGACGGUGUGCUAUGUCAGUGAUCACUGGGCCCAGUAUAUGAGUGUAACUGGUGCUGCUGGAUCCAGCUCUCAAGCAUACUCUUUGUCUUUGGACAAACUGCAACUGGAAUAUGACAAUCUCUUCCUGAGAGCUGUGUUACAUGUACUCAGAAACAAACGGUUGGGAAUUUGGUUGUUUAUGUCAGAGAUGCCAUAUGGGACUCUGUCCAGCUCUAUGCUGUGGAGGGUCCUUUAUGUUAUGCAGUGCGCAGAGACGGCAGAACCGGAAACAUUCGGCACUGCUACUGACACGCGCUCCUGCAUUCAGGCUCUUGGAGACCCAGAACACCAAGAGAGGUUUGAGCACUGGCUUUGUGAAGUGAACAGCUCUGAUGGCAUCUCCCUCCUCACCGCACUAGCACACAUGGCCACACCGACUCAGCACUCUGACCCUGCAUUCAUCACAACCAUAACUCUGCUGAUGUACCAGGUGUCUUAUGUUAGUGUGACUACCAGAGAAACUUACUCUAAGGUGGGGAGAGAGUUGCUGGCUGCCAUAGCAACAGCCCAUCCCUACGUUAUAUCUGUGCUCCUGGAGAGACUGAGGGAGACCAUACAAACUGUGGGAAUGGUGGCUCUGUACUUGUGCAAAGAGCUGCCUUUGAGUCUGUGGCGGCCACGGCCAGAAGAAAUAUGUGUGAUCGGAGCCUGGCUGCUCCAACAUCCUCUGUCUGCUGUGGAGAACCGGCUGGCUUGCGUCAUACUGGAGGGUCUUAACUGGGGUUACACACAGGAUGGCUCCUUGGCCUUGUCGUCAUCUCUCCACAGUGAAGUGGCUCUGCUGGUGGCUGAAGCCUAUCAAAAGUACCUCACUGACAAACCGUACAGUGGCCUCAUAUCAGAGGGAAUCAAACAGGUGUCUUACCUGGCCAGUGUCCUUCGUUUGGGCGUUUCUCCUGAAGCAUCCUUUAGUCAUUGGGCUUGGCAAUUGUUGCUAAGGCUGAAACUCCAUGGCAAUGCACAGAACCCUAAAGGAGCCUGGUCGGUCCCCGCUUUGGCGUCCAACCCACCUCCAGAGCUUACACACUCUCCCAGCAUGCACUCUGUUAUCAGGGCUGUAAAAGCAGGCAUCCCUAUUGGAUGCUACCUAUCCAUUGCCAUGACGACAGUGGGCCAUAGUCUUGAACACUUUUGCACUGAUGGAGUCGAGUUGUUGAAGAGUCUGAUACAAUCUCGCCAUCUGAGAGCUGCGGUGCAUCUUCUGGACAACAUCCUACCCCCAACCUACCCUCUCAGCUUCUACCUGCUCAAUAACUCUCAGUUUGUAAGUUGUAUCCAGUUGUUCUUGCAGUACGACAGCGUGUGUCCUCAAGGUGUGACACAGCAGGUCACUCACCGGGUCGCACCACUGCUCACAGGAACCAAUUAUGGAGACAUUGUCCGACAUCUGAACAGUGUCAUUCAGAGCCACGUGGUGGAGAGCUCACAGCCCGGUCGUGUCGGUGCUGCAGCGGUGUUGGAGUUCUGGGUGAGGAUCUUGACUCAGCAGAACCUGUGGUAUCGGGACAAAACUGUCCUGUUCCUCAUGGAUCAGCUCUGCUGUGCGGCAUUCAAACGCAUUCAGGAGGAAUGUGUGCAGAAACAUCUGUACCAAGAGCAUAAGAAUGCCUUGGGUUACCAUGGAGAACAAGGUCUGCUCUCCUCUCUGGUUAGCUGGAUUGCUGGAAAUGCCACACCCUCAUUCAUAGAGGGCCAAUCCCUGAGUGCGGAGGUUUGGUUUGCCUGGCAAGUGCUGAAUAUGGAGGGCAUGUUUGAGGAGGAUUCCCAGCUGAGACGCUGUAUUGAACAUGAGCUCCUGUCAGAGCCCAACAUUUCCCCAGAACAAGCCUUAAAGAAUGCCCAGCAGAGGCUGAAGUUGCCAGUAGCACCAUCUCUGCAGCGACUGCAGGUGUACCGAUGGGCGUGUCAGGCCUUAGCCACGCCUUUAGACCACCCCCUCCUUCCCCUGGUGUGGCAGAAGUUCCUACAGCUGUACUUCAGACAACCAGGACCUGAGUAUGGGCUGGUUGCAGGUGGAUGUAUCGGCAGAAGGUUCUUCCAGGCCUCUUCCCAGGCUGCUUUACUCAGAGACCUGAGACAGAGAAUACAGGAGGUGUCUGACUUCCACCAUGCUGCCAGCCAGGCCCUCAGGGUGCCCCCAGCACACACCCCUUCAUCAGACAGCCAGAGUGACGAAAGCCCCGAAAAUCCCCGGCCCCCUUACCUCACCUCUCCUCAGCUACACACAGAGCUGGUCAGGUUGUUUGGUGUAUUUGCCAUAUGGUUGGAUGAUGAGACUCUGCAGAAGCAGGAAGUGUACCUUCCUUCUCUUCCUCCCAAGUAUGAACCACACAGACUGGCACAGAUCAUGCAGCGGCAGCAGGAACUGUGGCUGGAGUAUGUGGACCAGGAGCGUCUGCAGUAUGAGGAGAGAGAGGUUCUCUCUCUGUGGGAAAAGGUGCAGAGUGAGCCGAUCUUCUUGCAAGUCCAACACCCCGGCUUCACUGACUACACCAGCCUCAACAAUGCAAGGGAUCGUAUCCUAUCCAACCUGCAGAAGCACCCAGUCCCCCAUCCAGCUCCAGAGCUGCGGCAGCGUAAGGCACCAGUAGCUGAAGUCCCCACCACCUGCCUUACGGACUCUAAAGCUGCUGCUGAACUGCUGCAGAAGGACCUUAGCAUCCUGCAGGAGCAGGCCAGGAUUGCAGUUGCACGUGAAGCCCAGCAGGUGGCGAUGGAGCAGGAGCUGCUGGAGAGCCUUCCUCUACUGUACAAGAACCAACCAGAGCAAGUCACCAUGGCCCUGGAGUGUAAAGGGAAGGGUGGGCAGCCGUGCCAGGGACCCGCAAACAUCACUGUCACUUGCGAGUGUGUCCAGAGGAAGGAGGCAGUGCAGACUCAGAUAACGUCACUGCGUCGGGACGUCAAGAAGCUUCAAGCCGACGCCAUGGCUCCUCCACCUCAAAGCCUGGCCCAGGCUGCUGUCCACACAGAGAACUUUAUUACGGCUCUGGUGAAUAUGUACAAGGCACAGAAAUCAUCAGCCGUGAAGCAUGUCGGGGUGUCUGCCUUCUACCGGGUGGUCUCCUUUGUGUGUGAAGACACACUGCGGCAUCCCCCAACACGGCAGUACCUGUCCUCGUGUGUGGAGAUACUGGGACAGGUGUUUAUCCAGGGAAAUGCAGAGGAAUGUGGUUGUGUCCUGAAGACAAUCCUGGAGCAGAGGCAUCUUUGCUCACUCAUUUCCCCCUUCUUCACUCCCAAUUCAGCACCCAGUCAGCUCGUCUUUCUCUACCAAGAUGUAGUGACAUCCUUACACCUGGACAGUGCUGAUGUCAUUUUCAUGCUGCUCACAAAGUUUGAUUUGUCUCAGUGGCUGAAUGAAGCCCAUCCUGUGUUUUCGGAGAGAACCCGUUUGCUGGAGUUGGUCCAUGGAGCUCUCUGCGUCUGUGGCCGAGACCCUGAGCCAGAACUUCUCACACCUUUUCACCUUUUCACCAAACACUGGACCUGGAUUUUACGCCACCGUUUUCCCGAUCACUACAGUGACUGCUUGCGUCUGCUUAUGACCAGCUCCUCAAACCAGUUACUGAAUCCUGAUUGCUGGAAGGUGACUCUGCGAGUGCUGGGCUGCUUACCUCCAUCCCACAAUACUAAAAGCAAAACUGAACUAGCACUCAACACCACUGUCUCUGGCCGUGCUGUCACAUCUCCAGCUUCUUCCUACAGGCCCUCCAUCAGCCUCUCCCUUCAGCAGGUGGAUGAGACAGUUAUUUGGCUGAGUGAUUACUUCCUGCGGAGCCGUCUCAGUAAGCCAAACCUCCGUAGCUUUGGCCUCUACUCAACCUGGACUCCCUACAUCAGUGAGGUGGUUUCCUUCUGGGAACAUUUGGCUGGUUGUCUAAUCAACGUGCAGCUCAGCGGCUGUGCCAGAGAGUCAGUGGGCAGCGGCAAAAUAAUGAAAGCUCUGCAGGACCUGCACAGUAAGAUUGUCAAGUUAUUUAAGCCUUGGAUCUUUCCUCUGGACACUGAUGAUGGCGGUCUCAAGUGUUACCCCUGGCUGGAGACGGACGCAAGUGCAGCAGGAUGUCUGGUUGGCCUGUAUGUUCAACUCACUGACAUGCUGUAUCACAAGUUCAGAGAUUGUCUGCUCCCCGGCCAGAGAGGUGCACUGUGGCUGUGUAUGAUGCACUACUGUGAGAACUGCACCUCUCCCCAUACACCCGAGCACCUUCUCUACCUGUACCACACACACCUCCGCAGCCUGCCUUGGAGACACCUGCACCCUGACACUCAGCUGAUGGAGCAACUAUUCAAUGUGGAGAGAGGAAGUCCCAAGAGUUGCUUCCUCUUUCUGGGUGAAGUGUUAUGCAAAGUCAACUGGGUCAGUGUCCUAAGUGACCAAUUGCAAACACCUCCCACCAUGACAACAUAUCCAACUCUACAAGACACGGGUACUCAGAAGGAGUCACACACCAUGUUAGUCUAUCUCCUAUACAUGCUAGUUUUUCUGGCAAAGGAGGAACAAAUCCUGAGUCAGCAGGACUCCCCUCUACUCAGUCUAUUGGUCCAAUCCACCUCCCUACCCUGGCACCAACUGGACCUGUCCUCAUACCAGGGCAUUCUGGGAUAUGUCGGCACCCACUACCCGCCCUCCUUGCUGCUCAGUGCUGAUUCUGCGCUUCAGCUGCUGUUGAAAUCUCUGCGUAGUGCUGCUGGGCUCCGGCCCCUCCCUCAAGAAGUUCCACACAGGGAGGAGACACUGAAGGCGGGAGCGUAUGUGUGCUGGUGCGUGCAGUCUUUGGUGACCCUGGAGCAGGGAGGCAGCAUCAGCCUCAGCAGCCUGGAGGCUCAGCUGGAGUCUCUUCUGGAGAGCGUCGUCACAUUCAACCCACCAGAGACGGGUUUGGAGCAGAGGCACAUGGCGUUCUGCAGUCUGUUCAGCGAAGCUCUGGCUCUUCUGAAUGGGGUUGGUGUCUCAACAGGCGAGGCUCUUGCUGCUCAUGUCAUUAUCUGGCUGGACAGGAAGGGGAGGGGCUUCCCUAUUCUGCCUCUCCUCACAGCUUGCUCCCGCUGUCUUGCAUCAGUGCGGCACAUGACGAGGAUCAUGGAGGCAUGCAUUACAGCGUACUUCAACCACGCGGAGGAGGAGUCUGUAGGUUGGGGUCCUGUGUUGGCAUCGCUGCAGGUGCCUGAGCUCACAGUGGAUGACUUCCUUUCUGAGAGCCAAUCAGGGGGCAGCUUCCUGACGCUCUACGCCUUCAUCCUGCAGCGUCUCAACUCUGAAUACACAGCAGCCAAUGAGAGGAGGACUCUGGCUUUAAUUAACACAUGGACCAAUCAAGUGUUCCCCAGUGGUCCAGGUGAUGAAGCCAAGCUGUUUCUGUGGUGGCACAAAGCGUUGAGUCUGUCAGCGGAGCAUCUGAAGCCGCAGGCGGGACAGACUGAAGUGUCAGGAGUCGUCAUGGGUCUGUUGAGGUUGCAAACCAGGCUGCUUCAGCUGGGAGAAGAAAGACUUAACUCUGGAUUGUUGGGAGCAAUCGGCCUGGGGAAGAGGUCUCCUGUUUCUAAUAGGUUCAGGGUGGUUGUACGCAGUCUGGGAGCAUUCAUGUCAAUCCAGAUGCCAUCAGAGAACGAGCUUCGACUCCAACCCACCAGCGACUUGCAGCUCUCUGCGAAAGCACAGCAAAUGUUGGGGGUGUUGGAGGCCAUGUCCAGCAAUAAGCAGUACUCCGAGUUGGAGGAAUCUGUGAAUAAAUCUGUCCAGUUCAUCCGCUACCCAGGACACUGUCUCAGAGAUGGACCGCGACUGCUGGCCCUGCUAGCCAACCUCCUAUACCCUGACCUCAGAUACCUACACAUUAUCCGUUAACCGUGACUUAACCUGACACUGCUGGAGAUCCAAGUUGACGUUUGUCUUGUCUGCAGCAAAUACAGUGACAGUUGACCUCUGUUCUGUAGAGAGAACAUCUUUCUGGAGCACAACGUUUUCAAGUAGUAACAUUGAAUUGCGAGAGCGACAUGUCUCAUCAGCGAGGUCUUUGUGUGACGGACGCUGGCAGUUCAUCAGAGCUUGAUGUGCAUUUUGUAAAAGAAUACUUUGUGACUGGUAAUCUUUAAUGAAGGGUCAGAAAACCAGUCGGCCAUAAGAAAUGUUAUGUGCUAACCUCUAAACUUUACUCGCACUUUGCUUUCUUCUCUCGUGUGUAUGCCUUGUUGCUCUUUAUAUAACUUGCCUGUUGGUCUUCAAUCCUUCUGUUCUCUUCUUGAUUUGAGAGAAAGUUGCACAUAUUUAUUGAAGCAGAAUUCAAUACUGGGCUGUUGAUGCUAGCAUCUAGCUACAAUCUCUCAUUCGUAGAUGCUGUACACGUACAGAUGAAUACAGGGGCUGUUUUGUAUGAAGUGAUCAUCUUUAGGAACAGACAUUCGUAUUAGUAUUGUGUUUAUGUUCAGCUUAAAGUGCUUUCCUUGUUUUUGCCAAAGAGAUGUUAUUUUAAUUUGCUCGCUUAAACCGUGUUGACCAUGUA